This is a messenger RNA of Paramisgurnus dabryanus, 1807 nucleotides long. The record is from RefSeq and is a predicted model, not a curated record. NCBI's taxonomy places the organism in Eukaryota, Metazoa, Chordata, Actinopteri, Cypriniformes, Cobitidae.
UAUGCGGUUUCUGUGAGUAAAAAAACACAGUUCAAUCUAACAUGAAUUACUGAUGAACUGGUCUUGCUGGAAGAUUUACGCAUCAAAAAUGAAGUUCGUCUAUGCUGUGAGCAUCUGGAUUUGUCUGUCAGGGUUUGGACAUUCAGCGGCUGAUGAGAUUAUCAUAAAGAAUCGUGAAGGAGAUCAAGUCACAAUUACCUGUACUCAUCUUUGGGCUUCAGAUAACAAGAAGUAUUUCUGCAGAGAUCCAUGUAAUGAUGAAGAUAUUCUAGUAUCAUCUGAUUGGUCACCUAACAGGAGAUUUAGACUGAAGGAUUUUGGGACAGGGACGUUCACAGUGACCAUCACUGAUCUACAGGAGUCAGACUCUGGGAUUUACUGGUGUGGAGUGAACAGAUUGGUUCAAGACACAUAUCAUAAGGUCAAUCUGAGAGUUUAUAAAGUUUUUCCACAGAAAACUUCAUAUAUACAGAAUCUCUUUGACCAGCUAGAGAAAAUUACAGUUCUCGAUUUAACGAAUGUUACCAUGGACAUGGACAAGGUUUUCAGCACUUCAGAGAAGAUAAACACAUCAUCAGUUGACCCAAAGAAACUAGCAUCAGAUGUGUUAAAAGUCAGUGAGAAGCUCGUGUCAACGUUGGUGAAGCCAACAAACACCUAUGACAAUGUCAGUUUCACUCGUGCAGCUGUGGAGGCGCAAGUGUUUGUGGUUGGACCACAGGCCAACCUUGAUAAAAUCCCUCAGCUCAACACAUCAAAUGCUUCUAUAGACAUUGAUCUUAUUGGGAUCGCCAGGAACAAAUUGAAUUCAGGAUUAGCUGCUGUGGCUUUUAUGAGCUACAACACAAUGGUGGACCUAUUGAAACCAGACUUCUUUAACACAUCAGAUAACACAGUUAAAACCAUGAUGUCCACUGUCAUCUCAGCUACUCUUCCUAAAACCAUCAACACAACCCUCACCAAACCAGUCAACUUCACCCUCAAACACAUCAGAGAGAUAAACGACAGUGGUAAUCUUUCCUGUGUGUACUGGAACAUCAGUGAGUGGAUUGUAGAUGGUUGUUCUGUUGUAAAGACCAACAGCAACUUCACUGUGUGUUCAUGUCUUCAUCUGUCAACAUUCGCUCUUAUCAUGCAAACCAGCAGCAGAUCAUCAGAGGUUAAAAGUCAGCCGAUGGACUCGAUGAAUGUGGUGUUUGUUAUCGUGGGUCUGGUGUUUACUAGUUUGGCUCUGUUGACUUUUGCUUUCUGUCGAUGGAAACCUGGAGUGAACAAUGUAGCUCGAAUCAACCUCUGCAUCAGUCUGCUGUCUGCUCAUCUUCUGUUCUUACUCACACAACGCUUCCUGACUUUCAUAAAACCUCACAAGGAGUUGUGUGCUGUGAUAUCAGGAGCUCUUCACUUCUUCUUUCUCUCCUGCUUUAUGUGGAUGUUCAUUGAAGCUGUGCUGCUCUUCAUCUGUGUGAAAAACCUACCACAGAUCAGCUCCAGACAGAGGGCGAUACUUCACAAGGGAUUCUUGAUUGUGAUUGGUUAUGCAAUUGAUUUUGUUAUAGUAGGCGUGUCUGCUGGACUGGUUCCUGAAGGCUACGGCAGUGAAAAGUAUGUAUAAAGAGGAUCGUUCAGUUGAUUGGAUUCAAUAAAUUACAUCUUAAAGGGGUCAUAACCUGCAUUUUUCUAUUAUUUUAUGUUCCCAGAGGUACUUAUCAUUACUUAAAGAGCACCCAUUACGUUGCUAAAAACAAUGCCAUUUUGUUUAUUUGUGUAAUACAAUGUGUACAGCAAACACGCGAGUUAAAAUUUUUUA